UAAGACAGUUUACUUAUAAAGUGAUCAAUAGAAUUAUAUGUUUGUUAUAAAGAAGAAAAAGAAUGGCUUGCAUAAUCAUAUUUGUUUAUGCUUUGAUUGUAUUUCUUUUGCUAUUUCUUGUUGAAGCUAAUAAAAGUAUACCAUUUUUCACACUAUUUUAAAAUCUUCUAAUUUAUUUUAUAUAAAAUUAUUUUUUUUAACUUUUUGGUAACAUUUCUUUUUCCUUAUUUGUGAAUGCUGAAACCACUUUACAAUGCAAAUCUUACUAUGAUUGUCCACGAAUUUUUUUAAGUAUUAAUUUAACCUUUACAGACUAAAACAAAUCUUCACUCUUAAAAAAAUUGAAAAUUUCUUUACCCACCUCCCUAUGGGUGGUCACCUCCUGCGAAAAACCAAAACUACCCCUGCUUCGGAAGUUCAUUUCCGAAAGCGUGUUUUUUUAAAAAAAUUGACUUACUUCGGAAGUUCAUUUCCGAAACAAUUAUUUCGGAAGUUCACUUCCGAAAUACUGCGAUUUCUGCAGAUUUAUCAAAACACUCCCCCUCCCCCAAUCAUUUACCCUAAAUCAAAACAAAAAGUGGCAGAGGCGAAAAUUUGUGCAAACAGAAUUCCAAAGCUGCAUCAAGGCUCCAAUCACACUGCUAAACAACAUUCAAAAGCCCUCAAUCCUAACACUUUGAACAUGUCAGACAACCAACAAGCACGCAGGACUGCGUCUUCUAAAGAGGGCGCUAAGGGAAGAAAGAGUUCUUCAAAGAAGGAGGUGAAAGAGGUGAAGGAGGUGAAGGAGGUGAAGGAGGUGAAGGAGAAGAAGAAGCUUUUGACUGGUUCUGCUUCUCGUCCCCUGGGAGUCCAUGGCUCGGACGCGCAGGCUCAGCCUUCAGGCGUGAUCAACGCUGAUGGUUCUGAUAAUGAGUGGGAUGAAGAUUGGUAUAAUUAUCUUCAUUCGGAGGAGUUCGCUCGUCGAGAAGAAUAACGUGUUUUUAUUUUGUUUGAUGUGUAUUUUGUAACGCUCGUCAGGCAGAAUAACAUGUUUUUGUUUUGUUUGACGUGUUUUGUUUUGUUUUGUUCGGAUUUCGGAUUGUAUCGCACAAUGUUUUUGUAUUGGAUUUAUCAUGUUAAUAAAAAUGCGUACUACUGUAAGUAACAAAUGACGGAGGAGGUGUAACCGGGGCCGGAAC
Messenger RNA from Vicia villosa (hairy vetch), 1181 nucleotides. RefSeq lists its product as uncharacterized. NCBI's taxonomy places the organism in Eukaryota, Viridiplantae, Streptophyta, Magnoliopsida, Fabales, Fabaceae. Bases 368 to 976 code for a protein of 202 amino acids. The transcript is spliced from 2 exons. The record is from RefSeq and is a predicted model, not a curated record.